GGAUGAGAUAAUGAGCGGCCCUGGAGGACCCCAGCAACUCAAUUUGAGACCACGGAUUCCUAAAGCUUGAAGAACCUGGAAAGUGUGGAGUUGUCAGCAAGAGAACCCAGAGAAAGGUCCAACCUGAGCAUGGCAGCCUCUACAGAGAACUCUCUCCACCCAGGAGAACAUGGCAAAGCAUAUGAGGUCCCAGUGUCAUUUGAGGAUGUGACUGUGGACUUCAGCAGGGAGGAGUGGCAGAAACUGGACUCUACUCAAAGAUGCCUAUACCAAGAUGUCAUGCUAGAGAACUACAGCCACCUGCUCUCAGUGGGGUUUGAAGUUCCAAAGCCAGAGGUCAUCUUCAAGUUGGAGCAAGGAGAGGAACCAUGGAUGUUGGAGGAUGAAGUCCCACAUCAGAGCUGUUUUGAUGGCAAGUUUGGGAACAAGAACUCACAAAAAAGAAUUUCCAGCCAAAAUCCAUUUCAUAGUGAAAUAGAAAUUGAUCAUAGGAGAGAUGAUCCAUUGUAUUCCAUUUUAGAAGACCUAUGGCAAGAUGCUGAACAGAUACAAAGGUGUAAGGAAAACCAGAAAAAGCUGCUGAGCAAUGCUGCUUUCCUCACUAAGAAAACAUUGAGUACAGAGUGGGAAUUCAAAUAUACAGACAUGAGGAAAUAUGUACUUCCAAGUCCAGAACUUACACCUGUACAGAAGAGACCCCCCAAACCUAACUCAUUGGGGAAGCAUUUUAAACAUAAUUUAGAUGUCCAUAUUCAUAAUAAACACAGUUCAGAAGAGAACUUAGAUAAAAUUAUUGGGCAAGGUGAAGUUUUUACCCAGGGCACUUCUUAUACUAACCAUGCAAAUUCACCUGCAGGAGUGACAUUCUAUGGAAGUAAUCCAUGUGGAAAAGUCUCUAGCCCUAAACAAAAUGAAAAGCCUCCUAUUGUGGAGAAAGCAAACACAUGUACUGAAUUUGGGAAAGUCUGUACCCCUAAAUCACGCCUUUUCACACCUCCAAGAAUUCACAGUGUGGAAAAACAUCACGACCUUAGCAAAUGUGCAAAUGGUUUACCACAGAAGCCACUACUCAGCAUAUACCUGAGAGUACACAGAGAUGAAAAACUGUACAUAUGUACAAAAUGCGGAAAGGCCUUCCUCCAAAAUUCAGAAUUAAUGGUGCACGAGAAAACUCACACAAGAGAGAAACCCUAUAAAUGCAGUGAAUGUGGGAAAUCAUUUUUCCAACCAUCGUCUCUCCUCAGGCACCAGACAACUCAUACCCGAGGAAAAAUCUACGAGUGCGGUGAGUGUGGGAAAGGCUUCUCCCUGAACUCAGCCCUCAGUGUCCACCAGAAAAUCCAUACUGGAGAGAGGCACCAUAAAUGUAAUGAGUGUGGGAAAGCCUUUACCCAAAAGUCAACACUCAGAAUGCACCAGAGAAUUCACACGGGGGAGAGAUCCUAUGUGUGUGCCCAGUGUGGCCAGGCCUUCAUCCAGAAGGCCCACUUGAUUGCUCACCAGAGAAUUCACACAGGAGAAAAGCCAUAUUCAUGCAGUGACUGUGGCAAGUCUUUCCCCUCCAAGUCCCAACUCCAGAUGCAUAAGCGAGUCCAUACAGGAGAAAAACCCUACGUAUGCACUGAAUGUGGGAAGGCUUUCACCAACAGGUCAAAUCUCAACACUCACCAAAAAGCUCAUACCGGAGAGAAGUCGUACAUAUGUGCUGAAUGUGGGAAGGCCUUCACGGACAGGUCCAAUUUCAACAAACACCAGACCAUUCAUACUGGAGAGAAGCCCUAUGUGUGUGCUGACUGUGGGAGAGCCUUCAUCCAUAAGGCAGAGUUAACUGCACAUCAAAGAAUCCAUACUACUGAGAAGCCUUAUAAAUGUCCUGACUGUGCGAAGUCCUUCUCCAAGAAACCACAUCUGAAGGUGCAUCAACGAAUUCACACUGGGGAGAAACCAUACAUAUGUGCUGAAUGUGGGAAGGCCUUCACCGACAGGUCCAAUUUCAACAAACACCAGACCAUUCACACUGGAGAGAAGCCCUAUAAGUGCAGUGACUGUGGGAAGGGCUUCACCCAGAAAUCAGUGCUCAGUAUGCAUCGCAAUAUUCACUCCUGAAAGUAAAUCCCAUUUCCUAAAGAGAGGGAGCCUCUUCACAGAUGCUUGGCCCAUAUGUACGUUACACCAUUCACCUGAGACCAAUCCUUCAUGAAUGCAUUGUCUGAGAAAGUGUUCAUUAGCCUGUCUCACCCAAGAUGAG
Messenger RNA from Dipodomys ordii (Ord's kangaroo rat), 2248 nucleotides. RefSeq names its product zinc finger protein 81 (gene Znf81). Lineage: Eukaryota; Metazoa; Chordata; Mammalia; Rodentia; Heteromyidae. The transcript is spliced from 5 exons. Gene Ontology annotation, biological process: regulation of DNA-templated transcription. The coding region runs from base 130 to 2106 and encodes 658 amino acids. The record is from RefSeq and is a predicted model, not a curated record. Gene Ontology annotation, molecular function: RNA polymerase II cis-regulatory region sequence-specific DNA binding; DNA-binding transcription factor activity, RNA polymerase II-specific.